Messenger RNA from Anthonomus grandis grandis, 1709 nucleotides. It is a transcript of the gene U2af50, whose product is annotated as splicing factor U2AF 50 kDa subunit. The transcript is spliced from 9 exons. The record is from RefSeq and is a predicted model, not a curated record. NCBI's taxonomy places the organism in Eukaryota, Metazoa, Arthropoda, Insecta, Coleoptera, Curculionidae. Bases 208 to 1524 code for a protein of 438 amino acids. Gene Ontology annotation, cellular component: nuclear speck; U2-type prespliceosome; nucleus. Gene Ontology annotation, biological process: mRNA processing. Gene Ontology annotation, molecular function: poly-pyrimidine tract binding; pre-mRNA 3'-splice site binding.
UGUCAAACUGACAUGACGCGCCGCCAUAUUGAAAAAGCCUCCGCAAUCAAGCCUAGUGUAACACCGAAAAACUCAAUUAUUUCACAAUUUGAACGAUAAUUCCAUAAAAAAUAAACAAAUAGGGACCAAACUACAUUAAAAAAAACCCCAUCUUUAACGCUUUAUACCAAAAACACACCCUCGGCAAGGUGUCCGUUCCUAUAGUAGAUGGUUAACAUGAGCGACGACAAAGAUAAAGAACGUGAGCGUAGCAGGGAACGCGACGGUCCAAACAAAGAGCGUCGCAGGAGGUCCAGGUCGAGGGAGCACAGGAGACGCUCCAGGACUCGUUCAAGGGAAAGGAGGAGGAGCAGGUCCAGAUCUCCCAGGGGCCCUCCCGGCGCACACAGAAACAGCCACUCGAGAAGACGGAAGCCCUCGCUGUACUGGGAUGUACCGCCUCCGGGGUUCGAACAUAUUACCCCUCUGCAAUACAAGGCUAUGCAGGCAGCGGGGCAGAUUCCUGCCAAUAUUGUGGCGGAUACCCCACAGGCUGCUGUUCCUGUUGUCGGUUCAACUAUUACCAGGCAGGCCAGAAGGUUGUAUGUUGGUAACAUUCCAUUUGGAGUGACAGAGGACGAAAUGAUGGAAUACUUCAAUCAGCAAAUGCACCUGAGCGGUUUGGCACAGGCGGCCGGAAAUCCGGUGCUCGCCUGCCAAAUCAACCUGGACAAGAAUUUCGCCUUCUUGGAGUUCAGGUCGAUCGACGAGACGACACAAGCGAUGGCUUUCGAUGGCAUCAAUUUCAAAGGUCAAUCGUUAAAAAUCCGACGUCCCCACGAUUACCAACCGAUGCCGGGCAUGUCGGAGAAUUCCAUCAGUGUGCCGGCGGGGGUGAUAAGUACCGUGGUACCCGACUCGCCUCAUAAAAUAUUUAUCGGGGGGUUACCCAAUUAUUUGAACGAGGACCAGGUAAAAGAGUUACUGAUGUCUUUCGGACAAUUGAGGGCGUUCAAUUUGGUCAAGGACACGGCCUUUGGCUUGAGCAAAGGCUACGCUUUCGCCGAAUAUAUCGACAUUACUAUGACGGAUCAGGCUAUAGCGGGAUUGAAUGGAAUGCAACUGGGCGAUAAACGAUUGAUCGUUCAGAGGGCGAGUGUGGGGGCGAAGAAUGCGACGGUGUUGCCCGCCGUACAGAUUCAGGUGCCGGGGCUCAGUCUCGUGGGGGCCUCGGGACCCCCCACCGAAGUUUUGUGUCUUCUUAACAUGGUUACUCCGGACGAGCUGAAGGACGAAGAAGAAUACGAGGACAUCCUCGAAGACAUCAAGGAGGAAUGCAAUAAAUACGGCGUGGUGAGGAGUAUAGAAAUCCCACGGCCGAUAGAGGGCGUCGAGGUGCCCGGCUGCGGCAAGGUUUUCGUGGAGUUCAACUCGGUGCUGGACUGUCAGAAGGCGCAACAGACCUUAACCGGUCGCAAGUUCAGCAAUCGGGUGGUGGUGACGUCAUACUUCGAUCCGGACAAGUAUCACAGGCGUGAGUUUUAGUUUACUGAAGGGAGUUUCCCCCGAAUGCGUUUUCCUUUUAGGUCGUUUAAGCGUAUCGUAUUGUAUUUUUGUUUUUAAUUAUAAAUUAAUUAUCUAAUGUCCAGUUUAUUUGGCAAAUAAGUAGGAUAAGUUCGUGUUGGUUUUUAUCCUGCCAUGUAAUAAAUAAAUACUUGAUUGGUGAUUUA